UUGACUGAUGAGCAUAGUUUUUUACGUUCAUCAAGUUGAGAGAUUUGAAGCAUUGACAGUCAGAAAUGGUUCUUUAAAAAUACAGUGUGAUUUGUUCAUUUACUUUUGCAUACUCAAACAAUAGUACCUCAUACUUGGGGUACUUUGAAAAGGUGUGGGUUAUUCUGUUGUUCGACUUUGUGUAGUUUUUCAAAAUAAAUAAACAAUAAUUCUAAUAUGUCGCCGGAAGAGUGCAGAAAAUAUUUGAGAUAUUUGGAGUUGGAUGCUUAUGCAAAAAUGGUAUCAGCUUUAAGAGCACAAGGUCCUCUGACCGAAGAGAAACAAAAAUUACUUGGAGAAUUAGCACAUGCUCUUCAUAUACCUAGUGAACGGCAUAAAGCUGAAGUUCGCAGAGCUGUAAAUGAUGAUAAAUUAGCACUGAUAGCUGAGCAAUUAUUUGGUCCUAAUAGUGAUACAGAAUGGUCUGUGGAAGGUCGCAGAAUGAUUCCUUUAUUUCCAAGACUAAAGGGUCGAACAGCAUACACGACGUUUGCCAAUAGUUUGUCUCUGACUACUGCCAUUGCUAAUGACAGAUCACCAUCUCAUCUAAGAAAACCGGAAGGAAAAUACAAAACUAACCCUUACUGCCAUCCCAAGUACAAUGACAAAUACUCAAAUAAUGAUGGUAAAAACACAUUUGUACCUAGAAAACGAAAAAGAUCAUCACAUGAGAUCAAUAGCUUCAACAAUGGUGCAAUAAGUUAUCCAAGCACAAGUUACAAUAAAAAGACAUUCAAAUCGUUGAAUAAUGCAAAAUCGUAUUUGCCACAAACAGUUAAAAGCCAGAACACAGUCAGUAGACAAAGGAUAGAUUCCGUAAAUACCUCAGAACCAAGCCACAGUCAAGAAAAUAUCGAAUUAAGAUUAGCAUCUUAACUAGCAAUUACUAUUAAUUAUAAUUAUAAUUAGUUGUUUGUAAAAUAAACAUGUAAUAUAUCUUAUUUGAUUAAGAAUUUUGUAAAAUCUUACCGUGAGUUAGA
Molecule: messenger RNA, 1019 nt
Organism: Copidosoma floridanum
Lineage: Eukaryota; Metazoa; Arthropoda; Insecta; Hymenoptera; Encyrtidae
Product: BRCA2-interacting transcriptional repressor EMSY
Biological process (GO): regulation of DNA-templated transcription
Cellular component (GO): nucleoplasm
Source: RefSeq, a predicted model, not a curated record